This is a messenger RNA of Helianthus annuus (common sunflower), 570 nucleotides long. RefSeq lists its product as uncharacterized. The coding region runs from base 1 to 570 and encodes 189 amino acids. NCBI's taxonomy places the organism in Eukaryota, Viridiplantae, Streptophyta, Magnoliopsida, Asterales, Asteraceae. The record is from RefSeq and is a predicted model, not a curated record. The transcript is spliced from 2 exons.
AUGGCGUGUAAACCGCCCAUUUACAAUGGGGAGGUUGACCCGAUCAUAUGUCAGCGAUGGUUAAGCGAUAUGGAUGGGGUGUUCGAAAGGACUCAUUGUGAUCCGGAUGACUACGUAGCCUAUGGCACGGGUCAGUUAAGGGGCCAAGCUAAAGACUGGUGGGAUAACAAGAAAAAGGAAAUUGGAAGCGAAGCGGCUAAGGCUAUGACAUGGGAUGAGUUUAAGACGCCGUUUUUUAAACAUCACAGUCCCAAGGCAGUCAUUAACAAGAUUAAGGAAGAAUUCAUGCAGCUUCGACACAAGGGUGAAUCUAUUGACAAAAUCACGGGAAUAUUCAUGGAUAAGAUGAAGGAGUUUAUGACUCCUUCAAAGUAUGAGACUCUCACCGAAAUUAUAAAUGUUGCUCGGGAACGGGAGAUAGAGUUGAAGAAACAGAUUGAAAGAGGUGAAAGAAGGGCUCAGAUAGUCAAUCCAAGCCCAACGAAAAAGGCGCGUACAACAGAAUCCUCAAAGAAACAAGAAGGUAAAGGCGGGUCAUCAAACUGCAAGAUAUGCGGGAAGGGGCACUAA